Molecule: messenger RNA, 6986 nt
Organism: Clupea harengus (Atlantic herring)
Lineage: Eukaryota; Metazoa; Chordata; Actinopteri; Clupeiformes; Clupeidae
Gene: ccdc30
Product: coiled-coil domain containing 30
Exons: 27
Coding region: 1269-4943 (1224 amino acids)
Source: RefSeq, a predicted model, not a curated record
UUAGUCGGGGCAGUGUGGAAGCUGCUUUAGAAGAAACAAGCCAAGGAAAAGUCGAAAACAAAUGGAAUAACCAACACACUCAUGUUUUAUGUCAGCCCGAAUCACUGGACAGAACUAUUGGAUAAAGGGCUAUGAAUCCCCCCAUCCAACUCGUCGGAAUGGUUCGUUCCGUUGCCAAGGAUCCAACUCCAAGCCACUUGAUGGACACUUCAGGGGAAAGCAAAGAACUAAGGAGCUUCUAGCCUACAUGCCAUGCUAAUGUAGCACCAGCUGUUUAGUUGAGAUGAACAGAAUUAGUCACAUUUGUGCAGGGAAACUUCGAUGAAUAAGCUAAGUUUAAACUUUAACAUUGUCAAUAGUCAUAGCACAGUACCCUACGCCAUUCACCGGAGGUUGUGGAUAUAGUUGCGCAAGUUGGAGUGCAUGUUAUGUGGUUGUUUAGGUAGCAAGUUGUCGCUAGCUUGUUAGCCAGGGUGGCAGAUGUCUGUCUGGUUGAAGUUGUGUAUUUUGUCUUGACAUUAGUUAGCAAGAUGGCUCUAGCUAGCCACUUUCAUUUCUGUAAACAUUAAAACAUAGCUUGAAAUAUUAUUAAUUAAAAAACAAAACAAAAAAACAUGGAUGGUUGCUAGUUAGCUAAGUAGAUAGGCAUCUUAUGGAUAGUGGGAUGUAAGACGGAUAACCUAGUCUAUUUUCACGCUCUUGAGGGUAGUAAUUAACGUUUGUGAAAUCCGCCUAAAACUGUAAAAAAUUGUAUUUCCUCUCACAAAUUGCCUGGUCGACUAAAUUGAUUAGUCGUUUCCCUCUUAAUUGAGAUGUAGCUCUGGAAAAUAUUCCAGGAAAACGUCUGAGCUGGCAUGCAUGAUUGUCGUGACAUCUUGUGAGCUGUAACGUAUGUUACAACCUGUUAACCAACAAGGGUUAACCUAGUAGCAUAGUUCAGUAUAAAGUCACUGAGACAGUUUUGCCUUUUCAGAAUGAUUUGCAGAUAUGAUGUGGAGAUGGUUUGUCGUUGUCGAAUCACUUAGUUGAGCCUGCGGACCAAUACGUAUAAUAAAAAUUUGUUUAUCGUCUGACUUACUCUGCUGCACUUAGUGUCAACCUGAGUCUUAACGAUGGGGAGUAGAUAUCAGUUCUUAAAUUUAGCUGCACUACAGAGCGAGCUUAACUUUAAAACACUUCCCUGGGUCGCCAAGAAACUCCCCCAAAGAACAGUGUGGAAUGAUAACAUUAACUGGCACUUCAGCUUUUGCCACUAAGAGGAUCUGAACAUGGAGGGGGGGAUGGAUGUGCUGGAAGAGAUCGCCCUUCGCCUGCAGAAGGAUGGUGUCUCCUCUGACACCUCCCCUGAACAGAGGCUGUGCCACCUGUGGCAGCUGCUUGUGCAGAGUGAGGGCGAGCUGCUCACCUCCUCAGAGGAGCUGCAGACCUUACGCAGACAGCAGGCCACUGAGAUGAAGGAGGUGGAGAAUUACGUAGAACACAUCCGCAACCUGCUAGAGGAGCGUGAAUCCCUGACAGCCGAGUACGAGCGUGAAAACGACCAACUCCGUGCUGAGCUCGCCCAAAUGAAGCACCAGCUAGACUCUCAGCGCAAAGAGGUGGUGGAGAUGCUGGAGCAGGAGGGCCUGGCGGAGAUCAGCCAGAGCAGCUCCAGUGAGCAGGUAGCCUACAUGCUGGUGGAGAGAGCCACGCUGCUGGAGCGCCUGGAGGCCGCAGAGAGGAAGCUGGACACUCAGACCUUGACGGGCAACCUCAGGGAGGUCCACCUACAGGAGGAGCUGGAUCACAUCCGUCACACGAUGGGGGAGGAGCUGAGGCACCAGCAGGAGAGCAUUUACUGUGCUCAAGAGACCAUGAGUCAGGAACAACAGUCUCAAGUUCACAGUCCCUGGAGGAAGCUGUUUGGAUUGCGCAAGGCGACACAGAGAGCACAAAUUUGUGCCAACGUCCACAGUGAGGAACUGUUGAAGCAGAGAGGAGAGCAACAGAGACUAGAGAGGGACCUGGAGGAGGCGUCCAGGAGACUCACUAUGGCACACAGGGAAAUCCGCCAUCUGACCGACGAGUUGGACUCUUUCCGGAAAAAUGAGCGCUAUUGUGAUGUGGUCGAACUGCAGAAGGCCAAAGACCAAAACGAAAGGCUAAAUGAGGAGAUUCGAGUCCUCAGGGGUCGUGUUCGCUGCUUGGACACUGAGCGAAAAGGCCUUCUGGAAAUGGUUGAAGUGCCAAAGGCAGCCUUGAGUCAUGGGCCCCAAAUCUCAGCAGAUCACUCAGAUCACUCUCCCUUGCAUCUCAGACAGGGUGGAGAUGCAGAUCGAGUUAAUGGUUCCUUGGCAUCAUCUGAAGAUCAGGAAGUUCAUAAAAGGUGCCGGCGGGAGUCAGAGGACCAGGAGUGUCGUCUGCGGGAGGUGCAGAGGAGGCUGCAGAAGUUGCAGGGAGAGCACGAGGAGCUGGUGGAGAGGAAUGAGGAGCUGGAGGCGCUCCUCGGGGAGCAGCAGAAUACAAGCAAGGAGGAGCGUGAGCGGCAUGAGGGGGAAGUGGAGGGUCUUAGGAGGAAGAUCAAAAGCAUGGAGGUAGAACUGAGCAAGAAGCCAACACUAACAGCUUUGGCUCCCGCAAAGGAAGGAAGUGUCAUCUCCCAGCAGCAGAAAGAUGCGUCUGGGGAGAGGGGGAGAUUUCUGGAGAGUCGGCUGGAGGAGGAGAAGAAGUGGAGAAAGCAGCUUGAGGUGGACUUGACGGCUGCACAGACUGCCCUCAGGAAGGACAAAGAGAUCCUUCAUAGGGAUCAGGAAGAGCUGAAGGCCUUGAGGUCAGAGGUGCAGUCAUUACGAGCCAAGUGUCAGCAAGCCAAAGCCCUCAGCCAGAUGCUUGUGCAAGUGAGAGGAGAGAAGGGAGUUCUCGAGGACAAGGUGGCACAGUUAGAACGCGCUCAUGAUCGCCUUAAGAGUGACCUGGCCCUUCAGGUGGAGAACAGCUUGGCCCAGCAGGACCUGAGAGAGAGCAGGGGACAGGUGUCUGAGCUUACGGCCCAGUUGGAGCGAUCAAAGGCAGAGCUGUCCAGUCUGGAGAAAGAGCACAGAACACUCAAGAGCGAGAUGACGGAGAGGAACCGGCAGGUGCUGGCGCUCCAGAGGGAACUGAGCGAGGAGGCCCAGCUGCGGCUGCAGGCCGAGGGGCAGAGGCAGCGGCUGGACCUGGAGCUCCAGCACGUGAGGAGGCAGCAGCAGAAGCAGCAGCAGGUUUGGCUGGAGGGGAGGAGGCCAAAGCCAGAGGGAGAGCCCAGACCAGCCUCUGGGGCCAGUCAGCAGGAGGAGGGGAUCAGUCAGCUGGCGUCUCUGAAACUGGAGAUGAGUGGGCUGCACUCUACUCUGGAGGAGGAGAGGGAGCUGGCCAGCCAACACCAGCUCGCUCUGCAGGCUCAGAUUAGUGAGGCACAUGCCCGAUCAAAGUCCCAAGAUUCGGUUCUGCAGCAGAAAAGUGAGGAGAACAAGCAGCUGAGGCAGGACCUGGCCCGCACCCAGAACCUCUUCACCUCGGCCGAGCGCGAGCUACGCUACGAGAGGGAGAAAAACCUGGACCUCAAGAAGCACAACGCUCUGCUGGAUCAAGAGAAGCUCAAGGUGUGUGCGGAACUGAGGCAGGCCCAGGCCAAGCUGAGCAAGCUGGAGCAGACUGAGCGAGGGCAGGCGGUGGAGCUGCAGCGCCUGCAGCAGAAGAGCAGAGAGCUGGAGCUCCAGCUGGCACGCAGCUCCCAGAGCCGCCAUUCAACAAGCAGCCUGCAGGAGGAGCUCUGUGCCGAGAGGAGCCGUCUCAUCGCCGCCGAUAAGAAGGUGCUGGAGCUCCAGCAGCAGAUGAAGAACACCCUUCACCAGCUCCGCCUGGAGGAGGCGCGGGCCGGAGAGACGUCCAAGAUGGAGAGGGAGAGCAGAGACCUGGCUGACAGCCUGUCCGCUGUCAGGGCCAAGCUCCAGGAGGAGCAGCUGCAGAGGAAGUUACUAGAACAGAGAGAGGAGGAGCUCCAUCAGCAAGUGCGGUCCCUGAGGGCGAAGGAGGCGUCUUUGAGUCGCACAAACUCCGAGCUGGCUCACCGCCUGAAGCAGUCUGAUGCUCGCCUACAGGUCCUGGAGAGUGAGCAGAAUGCCGCCAGAGAGGAACAGAGGGUGACCCGGCAGACAUGCGGUGGCCUGCAGGAGGAGUUGGCCUCCAGCCAGCAGGAGUCCGAGAGGCUCCAGGAGGAGCUCCAGCAGGCCAUGCUUCAGCUCGACUCCAACAUCCGGAAAUACAACGAGAAACAGUGUCAGUACAAGUCCAAGCUGCACAAAGCCAAGCAGGUCUACACGAGGGCGACAACACAACGGGACCGAGUCAUUCAGAAACUCGAGAAUGAGCUCAUUCUUGCCACUAGCCUGUCUGAGAGAGAGCAGGACCAUGGCAGGAAGGUGACGGAGGAGAACGAGAAGCUGCUGCUGGAGAAGAGGGAGCUGCUGCAGCGCGUCACUGAGGCAGAGGAGAUGGGCAGCAACGGCCUCCGCACCGCCACCACCAUCCAGCAGAGGGUGAACAUUCUAGAGGUGGAGAACAGGCAGCUGCAGGAGAAAACGCUGCGGCUGGCUCAUCAGGUGGGGAUGCUGGAGCGUGGCCUGAGGAACGUCCACUCCACCUGCAGUAUGGAGGAUUUGAAGAAAAUGCUUCCUUCAGACAAUGAGAUCUUUCUCCAAACUUCUGGAUCAAGUCCUAAAUUGGCCAUGGGUGACCCUCUGAGCAUCCUGGACUCCAUCCGCAGGGUAAAGGUAGGGGAGCACCUGGAGAGCCUGAAGUCCUCCUUCUCCGUGGCCUUCUCCCAGCCCUCUGAGCUCAGCUACCUGAACGUGACGUCCCCUGAGGGGGCCCGUGGCCCCGGGGACCAGGAGGACAGCAUUAGCGUGGCCAGCGAAGACGCAUGAAAAGCCUCUAACACCUUUGGAAGGCGCUACAGUCCAGCAAAAAACUAAAAGGGACGUGGGAGGCUACAGGCACAUGAGGCCCGUCAGGGUGAGAUGCUUACUGUUUUACACUUGUCAAAGUGCAGCUUUGAAAUAAGUGGUGAAAAUAUGCAACAUGAGUCCAAGUGUUAUUUUGGGAGAUUUCUGGGUUAGAUCCACAAACUUGUCCAUCGUCAUUGCAGUAUAGUAUCAGUCCACGCCAUAGGUGUUGCAUUUUUUUUUUUAGCUCUACGAAGUAGGUUGCUGUCAUCAUUAUUCAUCAUUAUUGUAUCUCCUGUUUAUUGUCCUUCUUCUGGUGGCUUGUUUCGUCUGUGCUCUGUGUUUCCAUCCGUCGCUGAGGCUGAGCACUUGGGUUUGAUUCCAGCUGGCAAAGCAGUUGGCACCCACUUUGAAUCAUAUGCUAGUAAUAACCUCAAAGAAUGCCUUAUUUAGGAAAGGGAAAAUUUACUAUGUGAAGAAAACUUUCCUACAAGAACAAAACAAUUUCACUGUGGUCUUUGCCUAUUGUGGUUGCUUUGGAGGAGGGAAGAGUUGAGCACUUUUUUAUACCAGAGAUUAUAGUUGUAAAUAAGACUUUUGGUGGAAUUUGCUAAUGUUGUAUCAGCUGAAUCUUCCUGUGCCUCAGACACACUCAUGCAGUUAAAUAUCAUUUCGAAACACUAGGGCGUGUGCAUGAAAUGCCUUGAAAUAGCACAUGUGCUUUCUGCUAAGUACUUUAAAUGUAAUUGGACUUGGGAAGUAUGUUAGCUAAUCAUGUUAAAGAGAGGUAGCCAGAAUACAGCCACGUGCUCUGAGCACACACUGAGCUUUUACAGGGCGAACAGGAAAGCGGACUUUCGAAUGUGUUCCUGUAACCGGAAAGACAGAAUGGUUCACCGCUGUUCUGAGGCCAGGUGUUUUCCAUUGCUCUGUUCUGUUUAACAUGCAAGACAUUUUGUUCACUGUCAACCACUCUGUUACUUAUGUUUUUAUUAUGCUCGUUUUCAUGCCAAUAUAUUCAAAAGGUUUGUGUGACUUUUUUUUCCAGAAUUUUUGUAUGUGAAUAUGGUUUUUGUCACAAUGCUGAAAGGGACCACUGAUAUUUUUUGCGAGAUGUACAGAAGUUUUGUAUUUUGUUACAUUUGUUUUACAUGACACGACAUGAAUUGGUUGUUUGGGAUUGUAAUAUCAAGUAAACUAGAGUGGCAGUGGUGCACAUUGAGGAGCCCUUCUUCAGUGGCAGUGCAUACACACUUGGAGUGUGGGCCAAUCCCACAACUCUCCAUUAGAGCUCUAAAGAACAUCUUAUGUAGAGGAGUGGGAAGAAGAAUCUAUAAAUGACCACUAGGGACAAACAGGGCAGGGUUGAACUGAAUGUGAAUUCAACCCUCAAGUUUGAUGUUUGGUAUUCAUUUCUUAAAAUGUUAUGUUAACACAAUUGAAUGCUUCGUGUUGGACUGGUUCCCAUCGGUAUGAGGCUGUGACAGUCGUUUUGGGGUUGGAUCUUUAAAGAGGUUGAAAUGGGCCCUUUGGCGUAUAGGCCACUGGAAUCCUGUGUGUAGCAACCCAGUCCAAUGAGGCUCUCUGAAUACAUCCAUACUUGGCUGAGAGGUCUGAGACGCGGGCCGUAAAAGUCUGAGUGGGUCCCUGGGUCUUUCCUUCGGUCAGGUUUCCAGGAGUGCCAGUGGAUGCCAAUGCAGUGCAUCAUCCUGAAAUCCUUUUUUUUCUUUUCACCAGUGCAAUCAAAAGAGCCAUACAAUGUCAAAUGUUCCAUUAUUUCACUGAAGUGAUUCGUCACACCACAAGGCCUUGGUUUCCCAGCAAUGGAAAAGCACCAUAUUUAUUACGAGUGUAACUUGAUGGCACAUGUUACUGUUACACUACUGUUCAUUGUUGUGUCUAUUGGGAUCCAGAAGAUUUUUACAAAGCAAUCAUGUUUGAGACUGUCAUUUUUGCCCUUGGUACAACAAUCACAAACUGUAUAUUUUGUGUAAAGUAUUUUAAUAAAAUGCUAUUGUCUUUCAA